Messenger RNA from Arctia plantaginis, 330 nucleotides. Lineage: Eukaryota; Metazoa; Arthropoda; Insecta; Lepidoptera; Erebidae. The record is from the annotation of a GenBank genome assembly.
AUGCUGAAUGCGGACUUUUCCUCUGCCGUCGAAGUCUUGGCACCCCUUAUCAAGAGAAUCUGUACGAAAGAAAAACUUCCAGAUGACUGGAACAAAGAGAUGCUCAUAAACGUGCUUAAAAAAGGGGAUUUAGCCUUAGCCAAUGCAGUAAUUGGAGAGGUAUCACUUUGCUCUCGGAACCGUCGAAGGUUUUCUGCAAGAUUAUCCUGCACAAGCUAUCGGGGGCCGUCGAACCGCCUUCGACACGUUAAAGUGGACAAGUAUAUGGUCUCGACUCUCCGACAUUGGUGUCCUACCGAAGAUCAUCAACUUACUGAAAGCCAUCUAUAG